Molecule: messenger RNA, 1458 nt
Organism: Aplysia californica (California sea hare)
Lineage: Eukaryota; Metazoa; Mollusca; Gastropoda; Aplysiida; Aplysiidae
Product: ras-related protein Rab-22A
Exons: 7
Coding region: 204-896 (230 amino acids)
Molecular function (GO): GTP binding; GTPase activity
Source: RefSeq, a predicted model, not a curated record
CCCUUGGAUGACGUGAUCAUGUGAUCAAAACAAGGGUGUAAAAUGGCGUUGUGAUUUCAGCGAAACCACCCAAAGACCUCAUCAUUCAAUUAUUGUAACAUCGCCCAAGGUGGUGCUGAAUUUCGAGAUUGUGAGGGAUUCAUCUUCACUCAGAUCAUCAGAGCAUUGGUUGAUGUUCACAGCUUGUAUAUAAAAGCACCAGUAUGGCUUUGAGAGACGUUAAAGUUUGUCUCUUGGGGGAAUCUGGUGUUGGUAAAUCGAGCAUUGUUAUGAGAUUUGUAUCGGACAAAUUCAAACAAGCUUUGGAGAGCACCAUCGGAGCUUCUUUUAUGACAAAGACUAUAUUUGUAGAUGGCAGCACGUACAAGUUUCAGAUAUGGGAUACAGCAGGCCAAGAAAAGUACCGCGCCCUGGCCCCGAUGUACUACAGAGGUUCGGCAGCAGCCAUCAUUGUGUAUGAUGUAACAAGGGAGACAUCCUUCCAAGCCGUCAAAAGUUGGGUUCAUGAACUUCACCGCCAUGGCCCAGCGAAGAUAGUGAUCGCCAUCGCUGGGAACAAGUGUGAUUUGGAGGACUUGAGGGAGGUGAGAGAGAAAGAUGCUCAAGACUACGCCCGAGACAUUGGUGCCAUUUUCUGUGAAACCAGCGCCAUGACUGCGGUGAACGUAGCUGAAUUGUUCGAUGCUAUAGCACGCUUACUUCCCCCUGAGGAGCUUGGCGGCGGUGUGGGCCAGACGGGCGGCAGCACCAUCCACCUCAAGGGAAAUCAGGGGAGGAAAUCCAAGAAGUGCUGCGGUGGGUCUGCGGACGGGGACGCGUCGUCACAAACAGGAAACAGACGCAGCGGAGCAGCUUCGCGGGCGAGCGCCAACGCCUCGGUGUCGUACCCGUCUUGAUAGUUGUGUACUUAGUCGAAGCAUAGACCCGAACAAGACAGUGAUCACGAGAGCAGUCGUAUAGAAUUUUCUUUAGUUUGUGUCAUCCGUAGUGAGGUGGCUGGAUGCAUAAGACACUGCAGUAUUCCCUCGCCAUAUUGCAGUUCACAUUUUGCCGAGUCUGUACAUCGCGGUAUGGGAGUCUGUACAUCGCGCUAUCGGAUUCUGUACAUCGCUGUAUUUUCUAGAUGGAAAGAGGGGAACCGGGGAAGCUCUGUUGAUGCACUAUUGGUCCAGACGUGACUAGUCAACGCACGCUGUUCACUAGUACAAAUAGGAAGCUUUUUAGAUACUGUUUGUCUCUCGUACUUCAAGUGUAGAAAGUGCUUGUGCAGGGUGUGGGAGAGGCUAAUUAGACGAGGUAGUCCUGACCAAUAGCCGGGAAGGUGGGCAAAGUCACAAAUUGUGCUUUAGUUUAAUCGUUUUUUCCACAAAUGUAAUUCUGUCAUAAAUGCGUGGACUGCUAUGUCCAAUACAUCAAAAUGAAGAUCCACCUUUCUUCUUUUCUAUAACACAUCAUAGU